AUGCAAGGAACAUACAAGGACAACGGAUUACCUAGACCAUACUACAUGAAACCUUCAAGAAAGAAGCUAUCACAUUACGAAAAGUUGCCUAUCAAUGCAUUUAAUACACCGAGGCGAAAACUUCUAGGGUAUAUUGUCAUGAUAGUAUUAUUUGGCUCUUGUAUGUACUGGAUAUCACAAGAUCUCAAACCGAAGCCCGAUCCAGUUUACGAAAUCCUCGAAGCGGACGACGUGAAUAAGAACAUAGAGAAUAUAGUGAAUACGGUUGGUUCUGUUGCCGACAAAGAAAGCGACAACCUUGGCUUGGCAGGCAAUUUGGCUCAAAAUUCUAAGGGCCAAAUUGGACACGGUGUACUUGAAGCACCCAAGGGCGGAAUAGCCAAUGAAGCACCGCUUGUCGGAAAUGACGAAGAUGAGGUCGUAGGAAAUAUGAAAGGUAAGAAUGGGAACCAGGCACCUCUAAAUAAGGGGACUGAUUCUGAAUUUCAAGGCGAUGCUGGAGUUCCAUGA
This is a messenger RNA of Priceomyces carsonii, 510 nucleotides long. RefSeq lists its product as uncharacterized. The record is from RefSeq and is a predicted model, not a curated record. Bases 1 to 510 code for a protein of 169 amino acids. Lineage: Eukaryota; Fungi; Ascomycota; Pichiomycetes; Serinales; Debaryomycetaceae. The transcript has a single exon.